Messenger RNA from Funneliformis mosseae, 618 nucleotides. The record is from the annotation of a GenBank genome assembly. Lineage: Eukaryota; Fungi; Glomeromycota; Glomeromycetes; Glomerales; Glomeraceae.
AUGCCUAAACAAGAAAAGCGACAACAGCAUAGUCAAAUAACAUGUUUAAAUGAUAUUGCGAUAAAAAAUGAAAUCAUAACAGAACAUUUUGGUUUUUUACCAAUAAGUUUUGAAGAAGUUGAACAGGGUACUCACCAAGUUGAAACGUUGUUGGAAAAUUUGGUUGAUAAAUAUUUUGAACAAUUUGAAAUAUACGCGUUACACAAGAUUUUCACCAUACGCGAAAAUGUUACAGUCGGUGUGAAUUUUGAUGUAGAUGAAAGUAUGAAUGAGGGAGUUGAUAAAGAAAUUGAAUUAUUACGGAAAAAAAUCAUGGCUGCAAAAGCCUUUAACCUCAAGCUAAAAAAACAAUUGGCUAUAGAUGAAGCACGAAUUGAAAAACUGAAACGAUUAGAAAAUAAAAUAUCAUUUCUACGAACUGAAGCGAAAGCUCAUAAUGUUUCUCCCUUGCCGGAUACGCUAAGGUUCAUAUCUGAUCAACUAUUGGCCAUUACAAAGGUGUACAAUAAUUUGAAUGAAUCUGUUAAAGAUGAAAAAUUGAAACAAUAUGAAAAUACAAUUGAUGAACGGGAGAAAUUUAUUAGUAUGAUGGUAUUAAGACAUGGUAAAUCUUUAUAA